This is a messenger RNA of Anisakis simplex (herring worm), 537 nucleotides long. The record is from the annotation of a GenBank genome assembly. NCBI's taxonomy places the organism in Eukaryota, Metazoa, Nematoda, Chromadorea, Rhabditida, Anisakidae.
CGGUUUCAGGGUGAUAUCCCAAGCCAGGUUGCUGUUCAAGAAAUAAUAGAUCAAGUGGACGACAGUGUUGAUCAGGAUGCGCAGAAGACGACAAAAAAACGGAAAUAUUUUAUUGGAAGCGAACAUAUUGGAGUACCACGAAUUAAUACUGAAAUUGAAACAUUCAUGAAAGAUGGAAUGAUUGAGGACUGGGACAUGUUCGAAAAGAUGGUCGAUUAUGCGUAUGCAAAUGUGUUUUUUGCCGAAAGCAAGUACCAACCAGUGUUAUUCUCAGAGUGUGCUUGGAACGCAAAACAAAAACGUGAAAAGUUGAUGGAGUUGAUGUUCGAAAAGUACAAUGUACCGGCAUUCUUCCUAGUCAAAAACGCCGUCCUUGCUUGAUCAUUUGUCAAGAAGAUAAUAGUUAUUGCUGCGCCAAUCAAGCCGAAUAUUGCGAAGCCGUACUGCUCGAGCAUAUAUCCGGCUAAAGCUGGCCCGAACGUUCGUACCAGUGAAUUAACCGCUUGUGAUGUGCCCAAUAUCAGUGCCUCGAAAUAA